GCUUCCGUGGCUCCGUCUGGCCCACGCCCUUUGCGUUUUCGUCCUCACCCUAAUGAAACCGCGGCUUGGGGUUCGCCAUUUCUAUGCGUCAGAGAACUUGCUGUCGCGCGGAUGCAUUUCGUGAGCAACCAUUGCAAGCGAGAUGGACUGCAAUUUCUUAGGGGAAACAGUGUAGACAAAGAGUCGGCUGUUCUCGAGGUUCCAAAGUGUUACACACUCCGUCGAGGCACGUCAUGCACAACCCAGCCUUUGUGUUAUUGUCAGCUUGGACUCUGUGGGCUGCUUGACUGGAUCGUUGUCUGGUCUCAGUCACGAGCUGGUUCGGUUAAGGAGUGGGCACGGCGCUUGAAGGAAUGGAUGCACCUCUGA
Molecule: messenger RNA, 369 nt
Organism: Colletotrichum costaricense
Lineage: Eukaryota; Fungi; Ascomycota; Sordariomycetes; Glomerellales; Glomerellaceae
Exons: 1
Source: RefSeq, a predicted model, not a curated record